AUGGCUCAAGAAUUAACUCAUCCUGCAAUCAAAGAUGGUUGGUUUGCUGAAAUCUCCGAUACCAUGUGGCCAGGUCAAGCCAUGUCUUUAAAAGUUGAAAAGGUUCUUCACGUUGAAAAAUCCAAAUACCAAGAUGUUUUGGUUUUCAAAUCUACCACUUAUGGUAAUGUUUUAGUUUUGGAUAAUUGUAUUCAAGUCACUGAACGUGAUGAAUUCUCUUAUCAAGAAAUGAUUACUCAUUUGGCCUUGAACUCUCACCCAAACCCAAAGAAAGCUCUUGUCAUUGGUGGUGGUGAUGGUGGUGUUUUAAGAGAAAUCUUGAAACACGAAUCAAUUGAAGAAGCUUGGCUUUGUGACAUUGAUGAAACUGUCAUUGAAGUUUCCAAAAAAUACUUGCCAAACAUGGCUAAAUCUUACGAUGAUCCAAGAACUAGAGUUCAUAUUGGUGAUGGUUUCAAAUUCUUGGAAGAAUACAAAAAUCAAUUCGAUGUUAUUAUCACCGAUUCUUCUGAUCCAGAAGGUCCAGCUGAAUCACUUUUCCAAAAACCAUAUUUCCAAUUAUUGAAAGAUGCUUUAACUGAAAAAGGUGUUAUCACUACUCAAGCAGAAAACAUGUGGAUUCAUAUGGAUAUCAUUUCUAAAUUGAAGAAAGAUUGUAACGAAAUCUUCCCAGUUGCUGAAUACGCUUACACUAUGAUCCCAACUUAUCCAUCUGGUUCAAUUGGGUUCAUGGUUUGUUCUAAAGAUCCAAAUGCUAAUGUAUCAAAACCAAUCAGAUUUGAUUGGAGUGAUGAAUUUGUGGCCAAGAACUUGAAGUACUACAACAAAAAGAUCCAUGAAGCUGCAUUUGUUUUACCAACCUGGGCCGAUCAAGUUUUGAACAAAAAGGACUAA
Molecule: messenger RNA, 894 nt
Organism: Candida albicans SC5314
Lineage: Eukaryota; Fungi; Ascomycota; Pichiomycetes; Serinales; Debaryomycetaceae
Gene: SPE3
Product: spermidine synthase
Exons: 1
Coding region: 1-894 (297 amino acids)
Biological process (GO): spermidine biosynthetic process
Cellular component (GO): cytosol
Molecular function (GO): spermidine synthase activity
Source: RefSeq, a predicted model, not a curated record